Aspergillus niger is the source of this 3507-nucleotide messenger RNA. RefSeq lists its product as uncharacterized. The coding region runs from base 1 to 3507 and encodes 1168 amino acids. Gene Ontology annotation, biological process: glutathione metabolic process. The transcript is spliced from 2 exons. Gene Ontology annotation, cellular component: cytosol. The record is from RefSeq and is a predicted model, not a curated record. Gene Ontology annotation, molecular function: 5-oxoprolinase (ATP-hydrolyzing) activity. NCBI's taxonomy places the organism in Eukaryota, Fungi, Ascomycota, Eurotiomycetes, Eurotiales, Aspergillaceae.
AUGGCAUCGACCAACGAAUUCCGCCUUGGAGUCGACGUCGGCGGUACCUUCACUGACGUGUGCGUCUUCACUCCGAACGGGGAGACAGUCCGCGCCAAAGUCCCCACCACGCCCAACCAAACGAUCGGGAUUAGACACGGGAUCGCGAAAGUGCGACGGGUUCUCAAGGAGCGGUAUAACUGGGAUGGGACAUUUAGGUUCAUUCAUCAUGGUACCACCACGGCGACGAAUGCCGUGUUAGAAGGCAAAGGGGCGCGGACUGCCCUGGUGGUCACGGCUGGGCAUAAAGAUAUUCUGGCUGUGAGGCGCUCGCAGAUUCCUGGGGGCCUUGGAGCGUGGCUUUAUUACACCCCUCCUGAGCCGCCGGUGCCGCUGGAGAGGGUGGUUCAGUGUGCGGAGAGAAUGUCGGUUAGUGGGGAGACGGUGGUGGAGGUGGAUGGCGAGAGGCUGAAGGGGGAUUUGCUAGAGUUGAUGGAGCGGGAGAGGCCUGAGGCGGUGGCAGUUUCGUUGCUGAGUUCGUAUAAAAAUCCUGCUCAUGAGGAGGCUGUUGCGAAGAUAAUUCGAGAGAAUUAUCUGCGCGAGCUGUCCGAGCAGUUGGCGUCGGAGACCGAGGCGAUUCGGGUGUUGAAGAGUGAUGGUGGCUUGACGAGUGUCGGCCUGGCUGGGAAAUUCCCCGUGAAUAUCUUGAUGUCUGGACCGGCUGGAGGAGCCAAAGGAGUGGCUGAUGCGGUCGCUCGAAGCACCCCGUACAAAAACCUCAUUACUCUCGACAUGGGAGGGACUUCGACGGACUGUGCGCUCAUUUUGGAUGGGAAGCCACGUAUCCGUCGAGAUACUGUUGUCGAUACCCUAACAGUUCGUGCACCGGCCGUAGAUAUUCAUACCGUUGGUGCUGGAGGUGGCUCAAUCGCGACAUAUAUGGAGCUCACUGAGACCUUGCGGGUUGGGCCAGAGAGUGCUGGGGCAGCACCAGGUCCAGCCUGUUAUGGAAAAGGGGGAACAGAAGCGACGGUCACCGAUGCAAAUCUCGUCUUGGGAUAUUUGCCUCAUACUCUAUUGGAUGGUGAAUUCUGCUUGGAUACCGAGGCAGCAAAGACCGCGAUUCAGAAGCUUGCCACGGCAAUGGAUCUUCCUCUCAGACAAACGGCAGAGAACAUAAUUAACAUUGUCAAUGAAACAAUGUAUGGUGCUGUUCGAUUGGUCUCUGUUGAACAGGGAUAUGAUCCAAGAGACUUUGCACUCGUUGCCUUUGGUGGUGCUGGACCCCUGCAUGCCAAUGCUGUAGGAAAGCUUCUAGGCGCGUGGCCCGUCAUUGUCCCUCCGUCUCCAGGCAUUCUGUGUGCACAGGGCGAUCUGACAACCAAGUUGAGUCAUGAGCAGUCCGUGACCUUUACUCGGCUUGUGAGAGAUACCUCGUCGGAGGAACUGCAACGUCAGGUGGAUGAACUGGAAAAACACUGCGAACAGAUAAUGCGAGAGUCUUGUGGUUCAGACUGGCCUAUGCCAUUGGUUGCCACGUACGAGGUCGAUGUCCGAUACAAAGGACAGGCUCUAACCAUCACCAUCAACCUCUUGCCCGACGAAAUCCAACUAGAUGAUCAGGCUUGGCGUUGCGUUUUACAAGACGCAUUCAACAAAAAGCAUCAACAGCAAUUUGGCUAUUGUCUUCCCGACUUUGAACUCGAGCUGAUGCGUAUCGGCGUAACCCUCGUGGACGGCUCCUCAGAUGUGGAGCUGCCAGUAGUCCCUAAAGCGGAAUCUAGCGAGCCUACAUCCUCGGCCGUCAUUGGCACGCAGAUUAUUAUCAUCGAGGGCCAAGAACAGGUAGCGACGGUGUGGGAGCGAGAGAAGAUCACGCUCGAAGGCAUCCGGGUUACAGGACCCUGCAUCAUCACGGAAAUGGACAGCAACACACUGAUUCUUCCAGGCUAUUCAGGUGAGAUCGAUCGGCUCGGCAAUAUUCUCAUCCAGCCGAUUGCAAAGCAACCAUCCCCAACGACGCAGCAUACCUCAGACUCAGCAGCAGACUUGAUGCACAGUAACCCGCUCAUCGCAACUCUGGUAGCCUCUUCACUGGCAUGCAUCCGUGGCGAAAUGGACAAAUUGAUGCUUCGCUGCAGCAUGUCCCCUGCUAUCCGCGAACAGCAAGACGAAUUCAAUGUCAUCACAACUGCAGAGGGCAAGAUGCUCGUAGGCCAAUUCGGCAGCUUCAUCAAGGAGUUCCUUGAGGUGUGGACGGGAAGUAUCGAAGAAGGCGAUGUGUUCAUUACCAAUGACACAUACAUGGUCAAAGGGGCUGUCAGUCACUUGAACGAUGUGAUUAUCAUCCUUCCCAUCUUUCAUGAACAUCGGUUGAUCGGCUGGGCUUCUCAAUUUGGACACCUGACCGAUGUCGGCGGCAUGGUUCCGGGAAGCCUGUCCAUCAACGCCACCUCCAUCUAUGACGAUGGAGUCCAGAUUCCAUGUAUCAAGCUCUACUCCCGAGGGGUGAUGAACAGUGACCUAGUCGAUCUGCUAUGUCGAAACUCCCGUCAACCGGCAUGGUAUCGAUCGGAUCUGACGGCUCUGGUGACGGCAUGUCGCAUGGCAGCAACGCGCAUCUCCGAGCUGGCCACCCGCUUCGGAACCGAGGUGUAUCUAGCUGCCUGUCAGGAGCUCCUACUUCGGAAUCGAACGGGUCUAGCCAAGAUUGUAGAGCGUCAGUUCGACGAUCAACUCAGCACAUUUACCGACUUUGUCGAUGACGACGGCCACGGCGUUGGACCCUGGGCCGUAACAUGCUCAAUGCAGAAGACCAGUGCGGGAGGGUUAAAGUUCGACUGGAGUGGUACUUCGCCCCAGAGCGAGCACAGCAUCAACUUUUACCUCUCCGAGACCAUGUUCAAGAUGCUCGUCGGAUACUACCUCAUUGCCGCUGCCGCCCCGGGAACCGUCAUCAACAACGGGUUCCACGACCUCAUUGAAGUGCGUAUCCCCGAGGGCACCGUUCUAAAGCCAGUCCGCCCUGCUGCAAUUUCCUGUCGCACUCACUUCCUAGGUCGAACCAUGGACGUGAUCCAAGCGCUGAUCGGGCAGAAGAACGAAGCCUAUGUAGCGGCAGCUGGAUUCAGCGACUCGCCCCAUUUCUUCUACUCCGGAUACUAUCCCUCUGGAGAAUGGUAUCAACUAUAUCAGAUUGGAUUUGGUGGGGUUCCGGCCCGCGCAGCAGGCGACGGACUGGACUGUCAUUGCUUGUUCCCCGCCAUCAAGUCGAUUCCAACGGAGAGCAUCGAGCUGAAUUACCCCCUUCGGAUUGAGGCGAACGAAAGUGUCGCAGACAGUGGUGGCCCGGGAUACUUCCGAGGAGGCAAUGCGCAACGAACCCUGUAUCGAUUCCUGGCGAAAGGAGAGAUCAGCCUGCAUGAUGAUCGGUGGUUCACGAACCAUGGGGUCUCAAAGGGGGGAAGCCGGGACAACGUUCGCGGAAGAUCUUGUAUCGGUAUCCUCGCGGUGCCGAUCGUCCAGUGA